Messenger RNA from Adineta ricciae, 921 nucleotides. NCBI's taxonomy places the organism in Eukaryota, Metazoa, Rotifera, Eurotatoria, Adinetida, Adinetidae. The record is from the annotation of a GenBank genome assembly.
AUGGCGGACGACAAAUCGCCACUUGUUCGAGAUAUACGGAUUAGUGAUGCUGUUAUAUGCGAUAAAAAUCAAGAUAUUUUAUCUCGGAUGGAUAUGACCGAUAUUGACAUGGACGCCGAAACAACGUUUCGAUUUACCGCAUGUGAUUCUCAAUCGACUGGUAUUUCAAAUUAUCAUUAUAUCGUCGAUUCUCAUGAUUAUUCAUGUCUUUCAAUAUCCUUCAGCAAUCCUCCAGGUCCAAUCUACCACGUACGAUACUUAAGUGAAAUUACAAAUUCACCGCUCGAUGGUAACAUCGUACAUACGAAGAAGAAGACGAAAAAGAAUAUUUCUGGACGUUAUCUGAAGGGAGAACAAAAACGACACGUGACCAUCAAUCUUCCUUUAAAUUUGUUUGAUUACAAUGAAUAUUAUAUCCGGGUCACUCGUCUUACUGUUCCCUAUCAAAACUGUUCGUUUAUUCAUCCAUAUCCACUUUUGUAUUCGCCACCAAAGAGAAGAACACUCUCUGUCAUCACAGAAGAAAAAGAAUGGAUUUAUUUCAAGCUAACCAGGGAAGAUCUUUGUUCUCAUUCAAAACAAUUUCCAAACCUCAUUCUAACUCGUAUCAAGCAAUCUGAAUUGAAAGCGAUGCACACAUUAAAGUUAUACGAUGAUCAUUUAGUUACAUGUACAUUUGAAGGUGACACUCCAAAAAAGAAGAUUGCUCUCUAUCAAUUGAAAAAAUCUCAACUUGACUUUCGCUUAGUCAUGAGAUGUCCUCAAACUGGAGGAUUUAUAGAUUUACACGCCUCGUGCCGAUCAAGAGAACUUCUUGAAGGACUCAUAAACGAGUCCAAUGGCAGUUGCUUUUUGUUGUUUAUUCUCUAUGGUCUAGAAAAUUUGCCAUAUGCAUUAGCCACCAAUAUUUGUAAAAAUUAA